Messenger RNA from Pangasianodon hypophthalmus (striped catfish), 3528 nucleotides. RefSeq names its product G protein-coupled receptor 37a (gene gpr37a). The coding region runs from base 232 to 2010 and encodes 592 amino acids. NCBI's taxonomy places the organism in Eukaryota, Metazoa, Chordata, Actinopteri, Siluriformes, Pangasiidae. Gene Ontology annotation, molecular function: G protein-coupled peptide receptor activity; prosaposin receptor activity. The transcript has 2 exons. Gene Ontology annotation, biological process: positive regulation of MAPK cascade; adenylate cyclase-inhibiting G protein-coupled receptor signaling pathway. The record is from RefSeq and is a predicted model, not a curated record. Gene Ontology annotation, cellular component: signaling receptor complex; plasma membrane.
UGGCUGGUGCACAGCAGGAGUAGAGGAGAGAAGAGUAAAACUCAUCCACUGCUCCUCCUUCAGCAUGCUGAGAGCCACACAGCUCACAGCAGUGGAGUUUAGCACUCAGCUCAGUAACGGCAUGAACUGGGGAGACAGGGCUGCAACUUUGUCGCUGGAAUCGAUGGAUUUCUAAAAAAAAAAAUGGAUAGUCAAUUUUGAGUAUGGUUUCUCCGAGUGUUUAAGGGAAACAUGGGAAUACAAUUAAUAGGAUUAUUUUUUCUGCUCGUGUCUUGUGAACUUUGGACAGUUACCGCGUACAGGUUUGGGAAUAACAGCCGCUCUUAUUAUAAUAAUAAUAAUAAUAAUAAUAAUAAUAAUAAUAAUAAUAAUGCACUCAGGAGCAGCACAGAGAGCAGUACAGAGAGCGCACUGUCACUUCUGGCUUCCAGGAAAGUCUCUAAAGAAGUGGACAGUGAUCAUGUGCAAUGGGAAGCCGGUUUGGCAUUAAAUGUGUCCAGGACGUUUGGGGGAAAUGUUCCAGGUGUCAGCCCGGACAGAGACAGUGGAGCACCUGCACACACCGAGAAACCACCUGACACACUCGGUACACAUGCAGACACCAGCCUGUCCUGGAAACACUCACUGAACGGGAAGCACGUGAAACAUCCUGGUGUGUAUCAGCGACCCAGAAGAGCUCCGAGGACAAAUCAGAGUGAGUCAGGAUCACUGGCUGAGAAGUUGGAAAGUGUUCCUAAAGCGUCCGCUCAGCAGCAGCCCUCAGAGCUGCCGACUGUGUCCUCUUCCCAGAGCCCCGAGCUCACCUUCCCUGAGGAGGACUACGAGGACAGCACUCCGCUCGGCCCCAUCAACACCCGGCCCAGAGCUCCUGGGCUCCCAAACCCGUUCUAUCCAGUCACAGGGGAAUCAUACGCUGCCUAUGCCAUCAUAUCAGUGUCUGUAAUCAUGUUCACAGCGGGGAUAAUCGGCAAUAUCGCAAUCAUGUGCACCGUGUGUCAUAACUACUACAUGCGCAGCGUCUCCAACUCACUGCUCGCCAAUUUAGCCCUGUGGGAUUUCCUCAUCACCUUCUUCUGCUUACCGCUAGUCAUAUUCCACCAGCUCACCAAGGACUGGCUGCUCGGAGAGUUCUCCUGUAAAAUUAUACCAUACUUUGAGGUGGCUUCCUUGGGUAUAACUACUUUUACCCUUUGUGCUUUGUGUAUCGACCGUUUCCGAGCCGCAUCCAAUGUGCGGAUGUACUACGAGACGAUCGAGAACUGUGCCUCCACCACAGCUAAGCUGGCUGUGAUCUGGCUGGGUGCUCUUUUGCUGGCACUGCCUGAGCUGCUAAUCCACCAGCUGGUAACAGAGGAGAGAGAGGUGCCUGCUGAGGAGCUCCCUGAGGUGGCUAAUGAGAUGCUACCCAGCGAGCGCUGUAUAAUCCGCAUCUCCACAACACUCCCUGACUCCCUUUAUGUGCUGGGACUUACUUAUGACGGAGCCCGUCUUUGGUGGCACUUUGGCUGCUACUUCUGCCUGCCCACUGUUUUCACCAUCAUCAGCUCAGUGGUAACAGCACGGAAGAUGCGCCAGGCUGAGAGGACGAGUGUUCGAGGGCAGCGUGAGCAGAUCCACUUGGAGAGACGGAUGAACUGCACAGUCGUGGCUCUGGCUAUCCUGUAUGGGAUUUGUGUGAUCCCAGAGAACGUCUACAACGUUGUGUCGGCAUACAUGGCUGUAGGAAUGCCACGCCACACUCUGGACAUCCUACACAUGCUUAGUCAGAUGCUGCUGUUCUGCAAGUGUGCAGUGACACCUGUGCUGCUGCUAGUGCUUUGUCAGCCUUUCAGCAAAGCCUUUCUGCACUGCUGCUGUUGCUGCCUGGAGGAAUGCGGCCCACCCAAGUUCUCUAAUGGCACUAGUGACAACGACAACGAGAAUGAGGCCACUACUGAGCUGGAGCUCUCACCCUAUAGCACAGUGCACAGGGAGGCAACUAACUAUACAUCUGUGAGCACACACUGCUAGGAGACUUUAACAUGUGCACAUUCCAUAUCCCACCCAUGUGUACACUCUAUACCAUAUCAUACCCAAAAGAUACAACCAAUGCCAUGUUCUACACUCUCUAUCAUGUUAUACCACACUUUAUAAAGGGCUCAGACUUAUUGAACAGACCACUGUGAUAUGCCGUCAGACUUUGGGUUCUAACUCACCUGGCACAUUUUGGGAGAUACUUGGCAACAAAUAGACUACAUAAACCAAUUUACAGUAUUGUAGGGCAGAUUGUCUUAGAGUUGUAGCUGCUCGUUACUGUUUACAGAUGAAAACCAUGAGCAUUAACUGUAGUUUAAAUGGAGUUCAUAGGGAUUAUGAAUUAACUCACUUUAUUUUUGCACAGUUGUCUUAUACCUACAUGUUGAAAGUUUACAUGUUUAAUUUUUUUUUUUUUUUGCAAACACAAUGUAGUAUUUUUAAGUCUCAUGGAAAGUAAUGUUAAAAUAGCUGGUAAUAGUUAAUAUGUUGUUGGGUAAUGGUAAAUGAUGAUUCAUAUGAAUCAGUUAAAAGUUAAGCAUGGCUCCCUUGCUAUGUAAGCAGUAUGUUCACUCUGUAUUUAGUAGCAGGAAAAACUGCAUCACUUCAGCUGACACUGUAAAAUAAAGACUGCUAUUUUAGCUAAAAUAUUGUUUUAAUAAAAAAAAAAAAAAAAAAAAAAAAAAAAGGAGGUCAAAUGAAAAGAAGUGUGGUGACAGACUCAUAUUCACCUAACUGUGGCAAAUAUGAAGUUACAUCGAUCAUCUAUCAUGUGUUAAUUUUAUUUAUUUAGUUAGUUAGUUAGUUAGUUGUAACCCAUCCAAAGUUGUUUCCCAACACUGGAAGAUUCAGUCUUGGUAAAGGCGUUGGUCUUAUGCAUGACAUCAGUGCUAUACAGUAUGAGUGCACACAGAGGCUUUUGUCUUAAGCUGGUUGCCAGAGCAACAUUAGGCAUCCAUAAUGAAAAGGUCUGUUUACAUCAGUGGCAGCCAUGAAGAAAGAGCUUAGCUGUGAGAGGAAAGAUGUAGGAAGUGUGUUUUUGGUGAACUAGACAUUUGGAGCUGGGUAAUUACAGGCUGCACUGAAGAUGUCUUUUCUCCAGAGGAGUAAGAGAAGCUCUGCUGAGCUUACCAGGCACACACAAUUUUAUUUUUAAAGUGAAAACUCAAAGGAACUUCCAUUAAUGUUUUUCAUCUUAUUAUGGUUUUGUACCAUAAUGGAAAUGUUUGGUAUUGACAGAUGAGAGAUCUGUAUUUUUUGGCACCAUAAUCCUUUGAUAUGCAAAGUACAUUAUGAAGAGAUGUUGAGAUGUAUAUAUAAUAUAGCUGUGAGAGGAAAGAUAUAAAGGAUUCAGGUUGUUCUUAGACAAUUUGGCUAUUUUGACUCCAGCUAAUUUAUUAUUUAUUGGCAAAUAAGUAUAAAUAAGAAUAAGUAUCAUCUUGGCUGAAACCUACAACCUAUCCUGAUGAACACUUCCUCACCUAAAAUAAAUUGUAACUCAUAUGGACGAUUCAU